Hydractinia symbiolongicarpus is the source of this 1204-nucleotide messenger RNA. RefSeq lists its product as uncharacterized. The transcript is spliced from 12 exons. The record is from RefSeq and is a predicted model, not a curated record. Lineage: Eukaryota; Metazoa; Cnidaria; Hydrozoa; Anthoathecata; Hydractiniidae. Gene Ontology annotation, cellular component: apical plasma membrane; actin cytoskeleton; clathrin-coated vesicle. The coding region runs from base 1 to 1152 and encodes 383 amino acids. Gene Ontology annotation, biological process: regulation of actin filament polymerization; negative regulation of apoptotic process.
AUGCCGUCAGUUUAUAAGCGUAAGCCUGGCUCUCGAGCUUACCGCACGCAUGUGUUCGCUGCAUCAAAAGAAUUUAAAAUACCGUAUGGUACAUUAUACAAUUAUUCUAAAGAAAAUCCAAUUCACGAAACAGGACGACCGGGAAGAAAACCUGCCUUAUCUGAAGAAGAGGAGAACACUUUAAUGGGACUACUAGAUGACAUAAAAAAUUUAAUCAACUUUCAACAUCAAGAAAAAAUUGGACCUAAGGAACUUCCAAGAGAUGUGGAGGAAGAUUUAAGGAAGGGCAGGAAACCAAGAUUACCCACAACAGGAAAAAAUGCAUAUCCAUUAAUUGAGGACACAGAUCACCCUAGAGUGGAUAUGGAUUUAAAUCAUAUGUUUCAAGAGAUUGAUAAAAUGUUUAAAGGUUUUAUGGGUAGUCAACCAAGCCUUGAAUUUCAUUUCGACACAAACAUGCCACUGGAUGGUGGACAUGAGGAGCAAAAAACAUUACGAGAAAAGAUGCUUGAUGGUGAGCAAGAUAAAACUUUGGAAAUGCAACCGUUCAAUCAGGAGAGAACUCAAGAUAUGAAUCAGCCGUUACUUAGCUUCCAUCCGUUUGCCAUGUUUCGUGAUUUUUUCAAUCCACAUUUUGGAUUCCAAAAUAUUGAUCGAGAAAAUGGACCGAUUGAAGACCAAGAUUUAGAUGACGCAGUUCGUAAAGGGGAUCACUCCCUUGAUGAUAUAUUUAAAUCUGACCCUCCUUCGCAAAGCAGAUCUUUGCUGGGGAACUUUAAUGACAGUGAUUUCAUUCCCAAGCAUGGUGGAGAAAUAUCCUCAGCAUUUAAAUAUUCAACAAUUCGGAAAAAAAUAAACUCAGAUGGUUCUAUUGAAACACGUGCAUCGAAACGAGAUUCGGAUGGAAACGAGGAGGUUGUGGUCACACGCUCUCUUGGACAACAAACUCACACUGUCGUAAAGAAAAAGAAUAAUAAAGGUGAAGAAGAAGAGACUGAAAAUUUUAUAAACAUGGAGCAAGAUGAGCUGAAUAAAUUUGAAGAAAAAUGGAAUGAAAAUAAAAAACAGGAACUGCACGAUCAAAUGCUAAUGCCGAAUUUGAACAAAAAUUGGAACGAUUAUUUUUCAUCUUGGUGGAAACCAAAAUUGUAACCUUAUAAUUGUAUAUUAUAAUUUUUGUGUGAAAUAAAAUCUUCUAUUUUAA